This is a messenger RNA of Dipodomys ordii (Ord's kangaroo rat), 3785 nucleotides long. It is a transcript of the gene Pan2, whose product is annotated as PAN2 poly(A) specific ribonuclease subunit. Gene Ontology annotation, cellular component: P-body; PAN complex. Lineage: Eukaryota; Metazoa; Chordata; Mammalia; Rodentia; Heteromyidae. Gene Ontology annotation, molecular function: protein binding. The record is from RefSeq and is a predicted model, not a curated record. Gene Ontology annotation, biological process: nuclear-transcribed mRNA poly(A) tail shortening. The transcript is spliced from 25 exons.
GAACUGGGGAAACUGGAAUUUCCCGCGGAGCGGACGGCGCUUGCUCUCUCCCUACUCGUUUUAAUUCCACGCGCUACAAAAUAUCCGCCAUGGAGAAAUCUUGGCAACAAUAUCCUUUCUGGGCCCACCCGUGAUACCCUGCUGAGGCUUGGUCAGACGUCUACAUGAACUGUGGCAAGGGAGGGUGUGACACACAUUAAUCAGCUGCCAUCAUCAUCAUGAACUUUGAGAGUCUGGACCCUGGACUGGCAGAAUUUGCCCCAGCCAUGCAUUCUGCCCUUGACCCUGUCUUGGAUGCCCACCUAAACCCAAAUCUGCUACAGAAUGUGGAGCUGGACCCAGAGGGAGUAGCCUUGGAGGCUCUUCCUGUUCAGGAAUCAGUGCACAUAAUGGAAGGUGUCUACUCUGAAUUGCACAGCGUUGUGGCUGAAGUGGGUGUGCCUGUGUCUGUCUCCCACUUUGAUUUGCACGAAGAGAUGCUGUGGGUGGGGAGCCAUGGGGGCCAUGCCACUUCAUUUUUUGGGCCUGCCCUGGAGCGCUACUCAUCCUUUCAGGUCAAUGGCAGUGAUGACAUUCGGCAGAUCCAGAGCCUAGAGAAUGGUAUCCUUUUUCUCACCAAGAACAACCUCAAGUAUAUGGCCCGGGGAGGUCUUAUUAUAUUUGAUUACUUGCUGGAUGAAAGUGAGGAUAUGCACAGUCUGCUGCUGACUGAUAGCAGUACUUUACUUGUUGGAGGGCUUCAGAACCAUGUAUUGGAGAUUGAUCUGAACACUGUCCAGGAGACUCAAAAGUACGCAGUUGAGAUACCUGGAGUCACCAUCAUGAGACAGACAAAUCGGUUCUUCUUUUGUGGCCAUACAUCUGGCAAGGUUUCCCUGAGAGAUCUCCGUAGUUUUAAGGUGGAGCAUGAAUUUGAUGCCUUCUCUGGGAGUCUGUCAGAUUUUGAUGUACAUGGCAACCUGCUAGCUGCCUGUGGCUUUUCCAGCCGCCUCACUGGCCUGGCCUGUGACCGUUUCCUCAAAGUGUAUGAUUUGCGCAUGAUGCGGGCCAUCACACCACUUCAAGUACAUGUGGAUCCUGCCUUCUUGCGGUUCAUUCCUACAUACACUUCUCGUCUUGCUAUCAUCUCCCAGUCAGGGCAAUGCCAGUUUUGUGAACCCACAGGCCUGGCUAACCCAGCAGACAUCUUCCAUGUGAAUCCUGUAGGACCUCUGCUGAUGACAUUUGAUGUGUCAGCCAGCAAGCAGGCCCUUGCCUUUGGGGAUUCUGAGGGCUGUGUGCACCUCUGGACUGAUUCCCCUGAGCCUUCCUUCAACCCCUACUCCCGUGAGACUGAGUUUGCAUUGCCCUGCCUCGUGGACUCACUGCCUCCUCUGGACUGGAGCCAGGACCUGCUGCCUCUUUCCCUCAUUCCUGUUCCACUCACCAGUGACACACUUCUCUCUGAUUGGCCUGCUGCCAACUCCAUUCCAGCUCCUUACCUCUUUUUUUUUCUCCAAUCCUAGAUUCCUUACCGACUAAAGGAGUCUGACAGCGAAUUUGACAGCUUUAGUCAAGUCACUGAAUCACCAAUAGGGCGGGAAGAGGAGCCACAUCUCCAUAUGGUUUCUAAGAAAUACCGCAAGGUAACCAUCAAAUAUUCCAAGCUAGGGCUGGAGGACUUUGACUUCAAACACUACAAUAAGACCCUUUUUGCUGGAUUAGAGCCCCACAUCCCCAAUGCCUACUGUAAUUGCAUGAUCCAGGUGCUCUAUUUUCUGGAGCCUGUUCGCUGUCUCAUCCAGAACCACCUUUGCCAGAAGGAGUUCUGUUUGGCCUGUGAGCUAGGCUUCCUUUUCCAUAUGUUGGACCUCUCUCGUGGUGACCCUUGCCAGGGGAGUAAUUUUCUUCGAGCAUUCCGCACCAUUCCUGAGGCCUCAGCCCUUGGUCUAAUCCUGGCUGAUUCAGAUGAGGCAUCAGGCAAGGGCAAUCUGGCCAGGCUCAUUCAGAGGUGGAACCGCUUUAUUCUUACUCAGCUGCAUCAGGACAUGCAGGAGCUGGAAGUACCCCAGGCUUAUCGAGGUGCUGGAGGCAGCAGCUUUUGUUCAUCGGGGGACUCUAUCAUUGGGCAGCUGUUCAGUUGUGAGGUGGAGAACUGCAGCCUCUGCCGCUGCGGCAGUGAGACCGUGCGAGCCUCAUCCACCCUACUCUUCACACUCUCCUACCCUGAGGAUAAAACUGGGAAGAACUUUGACUUUGCUCAGGUACUAAAGCGAAGCAUGUGCCUGGAGCAGAACACACAGGCCUGGUGUGAUAACUGUGAGAAAUACCAGCCCACGAUUCAGACCCGCAACAUCCGCCAUCUGCCAGAUAUUCUUGUCAUUAAUUGUGAGGUGAACAGCUCAAAAGAGGCGGAUUUCUGGAGGAUACAGGCUGAGGUUGCCUUCAAGAUGGCCAUAAAGAAGCAUGGCGGGGAAAUCAAAAACAAGGAAUUUGCUUUGGCAGAUCGGAAAGAACUGGGGAGUCCAGAGGGGUUGCUGUUGUGUCCUUCCAUUGAGGAAUUGAAGAACGUCUGGCUUCCUUUUUCCAUUCGCAUGAAGAUGACCAAGAACAAAGGGCUGGAUGUGUGCAAUUGGACUGAUGGGGAUGAGGUGCAGUGGGGCCCAGCCAGGGCAGAGGAGGAGCAUGGUGUCUAUGUGUAUGACCUGAUGGCUACUGUGGUACACAUCCUGGACUCACGCACAGGGGGCAGCCUGGUGGCUCACAUCAAAGUUGGAGAGACCUACCACCAGCGCAAGGAGGGCGUUACUCACCAGCAGUGGUAUCUCUUCAAUGACUUCCUUAUUGAACCUAUUGAUAAGCAUGAAGCUGUGCAGUUUGACAUGAACUGGAAAGUACCAGCUAUCCUUUAUUAUGUCAAAAGAAAUCUCAAUUCUAGAUACAACCUUAACACUGAUCGCCACGCAAGUCUGGGUCCUUCUACCUUCGAUGGGGUCCUCGCUGACAACGAGCCACUCCUGAGCUGCCUGUUCGCAAGAGAGCUCCGGGGCGGGCCCGGGGUCAGUCUGCUGGGGGGCUUGCACGGCCGUAUGGGCCACCUCCGAGGCCUGCUCAGGACCCGGGUUCGGCGCGGGGAGCCGGCUUGUAGGGCGCUAGUAGAUGAACUAGAGUGGGAAAUCGCUCAAGUGGAUCCCAAGAAGACCAUUCAGAUGGGAUCUUUCCGGAUCAAUCCAGAUGGCAGCCAGUCAGUAGUAGAGGUACCGUAUGCCCGCUCAGAGGCCCAUCUCACAGAACUGCUAGAGGAGGUGUGUGACCGCAUGAAGGAGUAUGGGGAACAGAUUGACCCUUCCACCCACCGCAAGAACUAUGUACGGGUUGUGAGCCGGAGUGGAGAAUCCAGUGAACUGGACCUGCAGGGCAUCCGAAUUGACUCAGACAUCAGUGGCACCCUCAAGUUUGCCUGUGAGAGCAUUGUGGAAGAAUACGAGGAUGAACUUAUUGAAUUCUUUUCUCGAGAGGCCGACAAUGUUAAAGACAAACUUUGCAGUAAGCGAACAGGAACUACUGGAGCAGCCCAGACCAGCUUGGUGGAUCACCCUCAGGAGGGGAAGAUGGUGGCAUUGCCUUUUAUAUUAUGUUUUUAUGGAAAUGAACUGAAAAAAAAAAAAGAAACUAAAAGUACCAACUGUGUUGUUUUUUUCAUGCCCAGAAUCUGUCCUUACAUUAGGCCUGAAGAUAGAAGAAUGCAGGGACCACCAAGGCAGAGCAAAGGCAGGAAGGAUGUGACCCUCUCAGCUGAAAAGUAA